AUGGCGGCCGAGCGGGACGGCUCGGACUCCGACGGGGUGAGCACCAUCGCAACCUUCGAGGAGCGCAUGGAGCAGAGGCUGGACGACAUCAAGGAGUUGAUCAUGCAGGUCCGCGCAGACGUGCUGUUGCGGGCGGAACCCAUCGGCAAGAGGGACGUGCAGUUCUUCGACAUCGGGGACGCCAGCGGCUCGGAGGGCGCACCCGCACAUGAGGCGCUGGACUGCCUGGGCUCGAACCUUGGCGCGGCGGCGUCGCAGCUGGCGCUACCCCCCGUCGGGGCGGGCCCCGAGUUUAAGGAGAAGGACGAGUCCAUGAAGAUGGAGGCGGAGAAGGUCGUGGAGUCCCCGGCGAUGCAGCCUUUGCCGGCUGCCUCCCCCGAGGGCGUCGAGGGCAUGACGAUCCAGUUCGAGAGCAGCGACCUCGGUGGGCUGCUGGCGUCCCUGGAGGUGGGCUCCUUGGACAGCGGCUUUGCCAAUCAGGUCGAUGGCGACGACAUGGGCAGUUUCAAGUUCCCGUUGGGAGCGGGCUUUCACUGGCAACCGAAGGCGAAGCUGCCUUUGGACCCGGCAGGCACGGAGGCCAGGCUCGGCCUCGAGAACUACUGCUACACCAUUCGCAAUACCGUGCUGGAUGAGAAGAUGCAGGGUCUCAUCGAGUACGGCGACAAGGCGAAGAUCGAGAAGGCGAUGCAGGACGCCCUCCUCUGGCUGACCCGGCCAGACACCGCGGGCGCCUUCAGCUACGAGAACAAGCUGAAGGAGCUGGAGGGUUUCGUCGGCCCGAUCAUCACGACGGCCAUGGACAACUGGAAGCAGGCGCCGUCGGAGGUGCCGACGAACCAGGAGGACAUGGACAUGAGCCUUGGGAAGAGCGACACCGAGGCGAUGACCAUGAGCGGGGUCAAGGUCAAGGAGUCCUCCGAGGGCGAGCUCGAGGACAAAUUGCCGCCCGACGCUUUCGACGAGCUUAGUGCGUUCCUCGAGGCGGCGUCGGCGGCGUUAGAGCUGGCCCAUUAG
Prorocentrum cordatum is the source of this 1017-nucleotide messenger RNA. The record is from the annotation of a GenBank genome assembly. Lineage: Eukaryota; Dinophyceae; Prorocentrales; Prorocentraceae.